Molecule: messenger RNA, 638 nt
Organism: Olea europaea var. sylvestris
Lineage: Eukaryota; Viridiplantae; Streptophyta; Magnoliopsida; Lamiales; Oleaceae
Product: 40S ribosomal protein S24-1-like
Exons: 6
Coding region: 106-534 (142 amino acids)
Biological process (GO): translation
Cellular component (GO): ribosome
Molecular function (GO): structural constituent of ribosome
Source: RefSeq, a predicted model, not a curated record
AAAGACAAAUCGCCGUUGAAGUAGACGAACAGCCUGUCAUUGACACUGCUGAGUAACUGAGGCAGCGGCGGCACUAGGCGUAAAUCUCUUCAUCCAACACCGGAAAUGGCGGAGAAGGCAGUGACUAUCAGAACUAGGAAGUUUAUGACCGAUCGACUCCUCUCCAGAUCAUCGAUGUGCUACAUCCAGGGCGACCCAAUGUUUCCAAGGACCCACUUUGGUGGAGGCAAAUCUACUGGUUUCGGCUUGAUCUAUGAUUCUGUGGAGAAUGCUAAGAAAUAUGAGCCAAAGUAUAGACUCAUCAGGAAUGGUCUUGAUACGAAGGUUGAGAAGUCUAGGAAGCAGCUGAAGGAGAGGAAGAAUAGGGCUAAGAAGAUCCGUGGAGUAAAGAAGGAACGAAGGCUGGAGAUGCGGCCAAGGCUGGGAAGAAGAAAUAAGUUUCUAGGAUUUUGUGCCUUCCUGGUGUAUGAAUUACACGGGAAGAGCACUGUCUUUGCUGUGGAGUUUCUGUAUCAUCGGCUAUUCUUAGUCUAAUUUGAAAAUUUCUCAAGGUUGAAUUGUUAAAAAUUUUGUGGGAUGUUUCUGUCAGAUUCUAAUGAAGUCUUAUCUCAAUUACAUAUCUUACACGAGUUGAUGAA